UAUGGAGAGUUGGGAGCAGAGAGCCGGGCAGGAACUAAGAGGAUGAUGGAACUACUGUGAGCAGAUGGUGGGGGAGGAGCAUGGAGGAGCAUCUGGAGGCUCCUCAGGCCCUCAGGAGGCGUGGUGCAGGCUGGCCUGGGGAGGGGCGGGAGAGGAGGAUGGGGCUGAGGCCAGGUAUGAAAUACGCAGGAUGUGGAUGUGACAGCAAGGGGUCAGGUGGACUCCUGCAGUCACUGAAGGACAGAGUGCUCGCCUCUAGUCUAGAAGUCAGGGAACUUAGGUUCAUGGCUCAGCUUGCUCAGUGGUCUUGGGCAAAUCCCUUCUGUCCGGACUCAGUUUCUCCUUAUGCACAAUGGGAGCAACCGUACUUAUGCCAGACCACGAUUAAAGACUAUGAAGAGGAUGAAUACUUCAUGGACCUGUCUCCCCUCGACUACAGGGAGCCCGAACCAACAGCUGCCAUGGCGUCACGCAUUGGGCUGCGCAUGCAGCUCAUGCGGGAGCAGGCACAGCAGGAGGAGCAGCGAGAACGCAUGCAGCAGCAAGCCGUCAUGCAUUACAUGCAACAGCAACAGCAGCAGCAGCAGCAGCAGCUGGGAGGGCCCCCCACCCCAGCCAUCAACACCCCUGUCCACUUCCAGUCACCUCCACCUGUACCGGGGGAGGUGCUGAAGGUGCAGUCCUACCUGGAGAACCCCACCUCCUACCACCUGCAACAGUCCCAACAUCAGAAGGUUCGAGAGUACCUAUCUGAGACCUACGGGAACAAGUUUGCUGCCCACGUCAGCCCAGCCCAAGGUUCCCCGAAACCUCCCCCAGCAGCAUCCCCUGGGGUGCGGGCUGGACACGUACUGUCCACCUCGGCCGGCAACAGUGCCCCCAACAGUCCCAUGGCCAUGCUGCAUAUCAGCUCCAAUCCUGAGAAAGAGUUUGAUGAUGUCAUCGACAACAUCAUGCGCCUGGAUAGCGUGCUGGGCUACAUCAACCCUGAAAUGCAGAUGCCUAACACGCUACCCCUGUCCAGCAGCCACCUGAACGUGUACAGCGGUGACCCCCAGGUCACAGCUUCCCUGGUGGGUGUCACCAGCAGUUCCUGCCCUGCUGACCUGACUCAGAAGCGAGAGCUAACAGAUGCUGAGAGCCGGGCCCUGGCCAAGGAGCGGCAGAAGAAAGACAAUCACAACCUAAUUGAGAGAAGACGCAGAUUCAACAUCAAUGACCGAAUCAAGGAGCUGGGAAUGCUGAUCCCCAAGGCCAAUGAGCUGGACGUGCGCUGGAACAAGGGCACCAUCCUCAAGGCCUCUGUGGAUUACAUCAGGAAGAUGCAGAAGGACCUGCAGAAGUCCCGGGAGCUGGAGAACCAUUCUCGCCGCCUGGAGGUGACCAACAAGCAGCUCUGGCUCCGCAUCCAGGAGCUGGAGAUGCAGGCACGAGUGCAUGGCCUCCCCACCACCUCACCGUCGGGUGUGAAUAUGGCCGAGCUGGCCCAACAGGUGGUGAAGCAAGAGCUGCCCAAUGAAGAUAGCCCAGGGGAGGCCCUGAUGCUGGGGCCUGAGGUCCCUGACCCUGAGCCGAUGCCGGCUCUCCCUCCCCAGGCUCCGCUGCCUUCAGCUGCCCAGCCACAGUCUCCGUUCCAUCACCUGGACUUCAGCCAUGGCCUGAGCUUUGGGGGUGGGGGCGAUGAGGGGCCCACAGGAUACUCUGAUCCCCUGGGGACAGAGCAUGGCUCCCCAUUCCCCAACUUGUCCAAGAAGGAUCUGGACUUAAUGCUCCUAGAUGACUCCCUGCUCCCCCUGGCCUCUGAUCCCCUCUUUUCUACCAUGUCUCCUGAGGCCUCCAAGGCCAGCAGCCGCCGGAGCAGCUUCAGCAUGGAAGAGGGUGAUGUUCUGUGACACUGGCUGCCCCUGUGCCAAGGAGCAGGGGCUGCCUGGGGGCUGAGAGGACUGGGCAGAGCCCUCCCACCCUUCAGGCAGCACUUGGUGUGAAGUAGCCGCCUAUCCUGCCUCUCUCCUUCCCCUUGGUUGCUCCCCCCACCCUGUUUGGACUUAAUGCCUGCCUGGCAGCUGAUGGGGCUGGAGAAGCCCUCCCCCUCGGCUUCGGGCCCCCUCCUCUGGCGGCAGUACUAUGACUAUGAUGGGGAAGAACAGGGGUGAAUCGGAAGAGAAAUAAGAAGAAACCCUGCUAGGGGAGCCCCCUCUUCUGAGCCUGGGCUCUCCCGUAAAGGACAUUUUGGAGAAGGGGGUGCAAGUACCUCUGAGGCAGCAGCUGGUCUGGGGGUGCCCAGGCCUGCCUUCCUGGGACUAGAUGGCUCCCAGCCUGUCCCCCCAACCUGAAUUCCCCCACAAGUGGGGCCUCCACCCCCCAUUUGGUGCUAACAGCUCUCCCCUGGUGGUGUGAGGGUGGGGUGGCCAGAAGAGGAGUCUGGGUUCAGGGUGGCAAGCACCCCCACCCCCAGACCUCCCACAUUGUGCCUUUAGUAAACACUGUGCUUUGUUGUCCUGGC
Messenger RNA from Mastomys coucha (southern multimammate mouse), 2503 nucleotides. It is a transcript of the gene Tfeb, whose product is annotated as transcription factor EB. The transcript is spliced from 8 exons. Gene Ontology annotation, cellular component: nucleus. The record is from RefSeq and is a predicted model, not a curated record. Gene Ontology annotation, biological process: humoral immune response; positive regulation of DNA-templated transcription; regulation of transcription by RNA polymerase II. Bases 81 to 1892 code for a protein of 603 amino acids. Gene Ontology annotation, molecular function: protein dimerization activity; RNA polymerase II cis-regulatory region sequence-specific DNA binding; DNA-binding transcription factor activity, RNA polymerase II-specific. Lineage: Eukaryota; Metazoa; Chordata; Mammalia; Rodentia; Muridae.